This is a messenger RNA of Pongo pygmaeus (Bornean orangutan), 3616 nucleotides long. RefSeq names its product NGFI-A binding protein 2 (gene NAB2). The coding region runs from base 277 to 1863 and encodes 528 amino acids. Gene Ontology annotation, biological process: negative regulation of DNA-templated transcription. Gene Ontology annotation, cellular component: nucleus. Gene Ontology annotation, molecular function: transcription factor binding; transcription coregulator activity. The record is from RefSeq and is a predicted model, not a curated record. NCBI's taxonomy places the organism in Eukaryota, Metazoa, Chordata, Mammalia, Primates, Hominidae. The transcript is spliced from 6 exons.
CCGCCCGCCAGCCCGGCAGCCAGCGCAGCUCCGGGCCUCGCUCCCCGUGCGUCCUGCGGGGGCGGAGGCGCGGAGAGGCGGCAAGCGCACCCGGGGAGGGUGGGGGGGGCAGAGGCACAGACAGAGGCGCGGAGGCUCGGAGAGAGAAGACGUGGAGGGAGGGACAGAGCCUGGACAGCGGUGGACACGGCAUCGUGCGCGGGGAAGAGGGCAGCACGCAGCAGGCGCCGAGCGCCGGGCACCGAGAAGGGCAGCCCGGGUGGUCUCCGGCCGUCCAUGCACAGAGCGCCUUCCCCCACAGCCGAGCAGCCGCCGGGCGGAGGGGACAGCGCCCGCCGGACCCUGCAGCCCAGACUCAAGCCCAGUGCCCGAGCCAUGGCACUGCCUCGGACGCUGGGGGAGCUGCAGCUGUACCGGGUCCUGCAGCGCGCCAACCUCCUUUCCUACUAUGAGACCUUCAUCCAGCAGGGAGGGGACGACGUGCAGCAGCUGUGUGAGGCGGGUGAGGAGGAGUUUCUGGAGAUCAUGGCACUUGUGGGCAUGGCCACCAAGCCCCUCCAUGUCCGGCGCCUGCAGAAGGCACUGAGAGAGUGGGCCACCAAUCCAGGGCUCUUCAGUCAACCAGUGCCUGCUGUUCCCGUCUCCAGCAUCCCGCUCUUCAAGAUCUCUGAGACUGCGGGUACCCGGAAAGGGAGCAUGAGCAAUGGGCAUGGCAGCCCAGGGGAAAAGGCAGGCAGUGCCCGCAGUUUUAGCCCCAAGAGCCCCCUUGAACUUGGAGAGAAGCUAUCACCACUGCCUGGGGGACCUGGGGCAGGGGACCCCCGGAUCUGGCCAGGCCGGAGCACUCCAGAGUCGGACGUUGGGGCAGGAGGAGAAGAGGAGGCUGGCUCGCCCCCCUUCUCCCCCCCUGCAGGGGGAGGAGUCCCUGAGGGGACUGGGGCUGGGGGGCUGGCAGCAGGUGGGACUGGGGGUGGUCCAGACCGACUGGAGCCAGAGAUGGUACGCAUGGUGGUGGAAAGUGUGGAGAGGAUCUUCCGGAGCUUCCCGAGGGGGGAUGCUGGGGAGGUCACAUCCCUGCUAAAGCUGAAUAAGAAGCUGGCACGGAGCGUUGGGCACAUCUUUGAGAUGGAUGAUAAUGACAGCCAGAAGGAAGAGGAGAUCCGCAAAUACAGCAUCAUCUAUGGCCGUUUCGACUCUAAGCGGCGGGAGGGCAAGCAGCUCAGCCUGCACGAGCUCACCAUCAACGAGGCUGCUGCCCAGUUCUGCAUGAGGGACAACACGCUCUUAUUACGGAGAGUGGAGCUCUUCUCUUUGUCCCGCCAAGUAGCCCGAGAGAGCACCUACUUGUCCUCCUUGAAGGGCUCCAGGCUUCACCCUGAAGAACUGGGAGGCCCUCCACUGAAGAAGCUGAAACAAGAGGUUGGAGAACAGAGUCAUCCUGAAAUCCAGCAGCCUCCCCCAGGCCCUGAGUCCUAUGUACCCCCAUACCGCCCCAGCCUGGAGGAGGACAGCGCCAGCCUGUCUGGGGAGAGUCUGGAUGGACAUUUGCAGGCUGUGGGGUCAUGUCCAAGGCUGACGCCGCCCCCUGCUGACCUGCCUCUGGCAUUGCCAGCCCAUGGGCUAUGGAGCCGUCACAUCCUGCAGCAGACACUGAUGGACGAGGGGCUGCGGCUCGCCCGCCUCGUCUCCCACGACCGCGUGGGCCGCCUCAGCCCCUGUGUGCCUGCGAAGCCACCUCUCGCAGGUGAGGCAGCCAGCAGUGCUGUCCCCAAGCACCCCGGCCACCCAGGCCCCACACAGCAAUUCCGGUGUCCUGGGGCCGGGUGGGAGGAAGGGGGAUAUAGUCGUCAGAGAGGGCAGUAGGAUGGCUGGGCUCCAGCCAGCCAGGCCUUGGGGUGCAGAGAGGCAGACCCUGCCGGGCUGCUCCCACCAUGGAAAGUCUGGUCCUAGUGUAGAUCUGUGAAAGGGGAACUGGGGAACAGGGGACAGAGAAAAGAGGAUGAAGGAGCAGGAAGGAGGAGCAUCAAUAAGGGAAGCUCAGAUGGCACUUCCACCAACCCAGGAGUGGGGAGCAGGCUAGGAGUUGUGGGGAUGGGGAUGGGGAUGCCCAGCUUGGAAGCAGAGGAGCCCAAAGCAGUGAUGCUUUGUGUGUGGAAGGGGGAAGAGGGAGUGGGCCGGCAGAGGGCCGGGCAGCCGCUGGGCUGAGAGUGACGCAGCAGACAAAGCCACCAACCCUGGCUUGGUAUUUUUAAACUGUGCGUGGGUGGGAAGUGGGGGCGGGGACUGGAAGGGGGGCUCUUCUUGAGGGAGGAGCUCGGAGGCUGGCUUCCUGUGCUCCCCCUGAUUUGGCUACCAAAAAACUUGGGGGACCAUGGUAGAGUGGCCUGGGAGGGGCCUGGGAGGGGGGCAGGGAUGAGUGGGGGUGGCAGAGCUUGGGAAGGGGGGAGGGGAGAGGUCAGAGCCAAACCACCCCCGCAGCUCCUGACAGAACCAGAAAUUCCAGCGCAACCGAGGAGGCGGGAGAGAAAGAGAGAGAGACAGAGACAGAGCUACACACAGCUAGGGAGGGGAGGGGGCUCACACACACAGGAAUGGAACCCCCCAUACACAUACAGUGGGCAGGAGGCAGUAAUUCAAUAAACCUAAACUGAGCCCAUCUUCACAGCUUUCUUUGCCCCUGCUUCUGUUCCCAGCCACCUCUGUGUGCAGCCAGUCACCCUGCAGUCUCCUAACUGCCCCCUUUUCCCUGCAGAGUUCGAGGAAGGGCUGCUGGACAGAUGUCCUGCCCCAGGACCCCAUCCCGCGCUGGUGGAGGGUCGCAGGAGCAGUGUGAAAGUGGAGGCUGAGGCCAGUCGGCAGUGAGGAGUGGACUGGUGUCUUUAGACCCAGGACCUCAGACUUCUGGCUCACACAGACCCCCACGCUCUCCAUCCCCAGAAUCUAGUCACAACCCUGGAUCCUUCCUCUGCCCUUCUCCUGCCUCCCCACCUGCUCCAUGGGCAUAAGACUGUGGGGCUUCAAGCAAUAACAAGCAGAGGCCUGGAGAGAGGACACAAGGAGGGUGCGUGGUGCCCUCACCCCUGCCCAGAGCGAGGGGGCAAGGACUCUGCCUCCAGGGCAUCUGGGGUUUUCCCCUCCCUCACACAACACACUCCCAUUCUCUUUAGGUUUGCACCAGUGGUGUGAGCAGUUGGACUCAGUUUGGACAAGGGGGAAAGGGGGACUUCCUUGGGAAGGUCCAGCUAAAAGUGGCAACAUUUGCCCCCAGAAUUGGGGGCCUGGGAACACUGGACCUGCUCCUUCUCCCCUCUCCUUCCCUGUUUUUGUGCUUCUGGUUUGUUUCUUUAAUUUAACAAGUGCUGCAGUUUGCCCUCCGAUUCCCAUCUAUCCCCCAAGUCCUUUGCAAUUUCUUCCCUCCUGCCCUACAUAGGGGCGGUGGGUGUGGGAUCCCUUCACUGGCCCCCUCGGGAGGCCUGGGUUGGACUCAGGGUCUCCUCCAGCUGGGGGCUGGACCGCAGCACCUAUCUGAGCAGUUAGAGCGUCUUUCUUUUCAGAUUGUGUACAGUAGAUUAUUUAUUUUGUUAUUUUGGAAUAAAAUUUAUUUUAUGGCUUAGGA